AUGGAUAAGGGAUCUUUCUUGUCAGAUAAUAAUUAUGUAUCACCAUUGGAUCAUCAGCAUAAUUCAAAUUUUCAUCCAAGACAUAAUAGUACUCCACCUUUGAUGGGUUCUAAAUUCUUUAACUCGUUUAAAUCUUCCCCAGAGUUAACUCCUAAUAACAAUAUCAAUAAUAACUACAAUACUUCAAACUGGUCAAACCAAUCAACUCAAUCCACACCUUUGUCUUUGUCGGUUGAUGGUGCACUCAUGGGUGGAGGGUUUGGUUUAGCCUUUACAAAUGGAAAUAAUGGGAAGAAUGGGAUAGGUGCUAAUGAUUUAAGUGAUUGUUUGAAUAUGUUAUCAUUUCAACAAUCUCCUGGUACAAUCCAUGGUCCCAAUAGUGGAGGUGUUCCUCCUUCACUUUCUCCUUCUACAUCGUCAACUACAACUAGCGCCUCAACAUUACAGUUGAAUCAAUGGGGCCAACCUCGUCUGCAACUGCACCCUCGUCUGCCUCUGCAACAUCCGUCAAUGCAGAAUAAUUCCAAAUUUUCCAGAUAUCCAUCCAUUUGGAAUGAUUCUCCUAAAUUCAAUAUUCCAAAUGAAGAAGAAUCCUUAGAUCCACAUUUAUUUUCUCCAUUUAUAUCUGUUGAUAGUCUGUUCUCUUCUGAAAUGGAGUUAUUGGCAGAAUCAGAGCCCAAUGCCCCUCAAACUGUUCAUAAUAAUAUUUACCUGUCCAAGGUUAAUAACCCUUCAUUUAUUCCAAAUUCAAUGAAAGUGGAAGGUAAUAAUAAUAAUAACAAUAAUACCCAGGAUGUACCAACCAUUUCACCAAUAACCAAAUUGGUGCCAACUUUUGAAAGCACUGUAGACCUGAAAGUUGAUCAUCCAGUAAAUGAGAACUCGAACUCCAAAUCGAACUCAUCAACAAACUCAAGCUCGAACAUUAGUCCAUCUUUGAACCCAUCAAUUAACUCACCAGUUGAAUCUAAAUCACGAACAAAUAAUACAUUGACACCGCCAUUAGCACAAAAUAGUCCUAUGAAAGCGAUUGCAACCACCAUUAUGGUGAAAACAGAUUCUGAUUUAAUCCUUGAAUCAACUAGAAACAUUAUUAAUGCAUCCAAGAUCCCUAAAAGGAAAAUGGGGUCCAUUUCAACUAGAAGAAGAGAAAGCGUCAAGAGUAGAAGAGACCUGGAUAUUAUUAUAAAUUUACCACAUAAAAUCCCUUCUACAAAUUCUGAUUCUUCUCCAAUACCUAAAAAGGUAUUUAAUGAUUUUUUAUUAUCACAAGAUAACAUGAAAAAGGCAUAUCAAGAAGACUAUUGUUCUACAUUCUAUAAAAGAAAUCAACAUGGUUAUAUGUUUGUUAAGGAGCCUGCUAACUCGUUGAAAGUCAAUACAAAUGGGGUUGGUUCUAAAUCUUGGGUUCAAUUGAAAGUGAAUUUACCAGAAUCAUACAGUGUUACGAGAAAGGUGAAGGUUGAUGUGCGAGAACUCCCAUACUGGAAGCCGGCAACUAGUACGGGCUCAAAGACAAAACGGUCUAAAAAGAGAGAUUCUAGUUCGACUUUCACUAAUUCAAAUGAGUAUAAAUGUCAUUCAGAAAUGGGUUCUAAUACUCGUAAAAAGCCUCAUAAUUUACUGAAAAGAUUUGGUAGAAGGUCAGAUGAAAGAGAAAGGGAAUGA
Molecule: messenger RNA, 1668 nt
Organism: [Candida] anglica
Lineage: Eukaryota; Fungi; Ascomycota; Pichiomycetes; Serinales; Debaryomycetaceae
Source: the annotation of a GenBank genome assembly